Messenger RNA from Amaranthus tricolor (Joseph's coat), 1754 nucleotides. RefSeq names its product GDSL esterase/lipase At4g28780-like. Gene Ontology annotation, molecular function: hydrolase activity, acting on ester bonds. NCBI's taxonomy places the organism in Eukaryota, Viridiplantae, Streptophyta, Magnoliopsida, Caryophyllales, Amaranthaceae. The transcript has 5 exons. The record is from RefSeq and is a predicted model, not a curated record. Bases 356 to 1474 code for a protein of 372 amino acids.
AUAAAAUUUCGUUUUAAAUUUCAAUUCCUCCACGCUAGGAAGUUGUUGGAAGCGUUACUACACAAUAUACUUGUUGGUGCGUGGCACUGAAGAAGGCUAUUAAUUAGGCCUCCAUCCUUCGUUUAUUUUCUACUUUUUUUCUUUAUAUAUACUUCUCUUUUGUCAUCUAUAAAUCUCACCUAGCUCAAUGUGAUAUCCAUCCCUCACUCAUUUAUUCCAUUAAAGCAUUUUUCAAGUGGGAGAAAAUACAAAAAUAAUAAAUAUAUAAUCUCCCUACAUUUCUUUUGCUUUUAUACAAUAUAUACUAUUAUAUUAUAUAUUAUUUUAUAUUAUAUAUUAUAAAAUAUACAUUAUAAUGCAUUGUGCUUCAUUCUCUAAGAUGACUUCCAUGAAUAUUGUUUUGUAUAUUGUAGCAUUGUUGUUAGCCUUGGUUUCUAUCAAGGUUGAAGCUCAAAGAGCCUUCUUUGUAUUUGGAGAUUCGCUAGUCGAUAAUGGCAACAACAACUACUUAGCCACCACCGCGAGGGCUGAUAGACCACCGUAUGGUAUUGACUCACCCAAUGGCCCCACUGGUCGCUUCUCCAAUGGCAAGAACCUCGUAGAUCUUAUUUGUGAUCAACUUGGAAUAGAGCCCCUAUUGCCCAACUUAAGUCCCGAGCUGCAAGGAGAAAAUCUUCUGGUUGGCGCAAACUUUGCUUCUGCUGGUAUUGGGAUUCUUAAUGACACUGGUGUUCAGUUUGUAAACAUAAUAAGGAUGGCGCAGCAGUAUCAGUAUUUUGAGCAAUACCAACAAAAAUUAGCAGAAUUAAUUGGAGAAGAAGAAGCAAUAAACCGAAUUAAUGGAGCAUUAUUUUUAAUCACACUUGGUGGCAAUGACUUUAUCAACAAUUACUUCGUCCUCCCAGUUACCGCUAGACGUAUCCAAUUCCCAAAUCUAUCUGACUACGUUAAUUUUGUCAUCUCUGAAUACGAGAGUAUUCUAUAUAGAUUAUAUGAGCUCGGAGCUAGAAGAGUAUUGGUAACCGGAACUGGACCUAUUGGUUGCGUUCCCGGAGUGUUGGCAACACAGGGAAGUGCAAACGGCGAAUGUGCGCCGGAGCCGCAACAAGCCGGUGCCAUUUACAACCCAAGGUUGAAUGCAAUGUUACAAGAUCUUAACUCUAGAAUUGGCGCCGAUGUUUUUAUUGCCUCUAAUACUCAAGGGAUGUUGAACGAGUUCCUUGAAUACCCUCAAAGAUAUGGAUUUGAAGUGUCAAGGAUAGCAUGUUGUGGGCAAGGGCCCUACAAUGGGCUUGGUUUUUGCACAUUGGCAUCAAAUCUAUGUCCAGAUAGGAAUGUUUAUUCCUUUUGGGAUCCAUACCACCCAACUGAGAGGGCUAACAGAUACAUUGUGCAACAAAUGAUGGUUGGUUCUAUUGAUCAUAUGAGCCCCAUGAACCUUAGCACAAUCUUGGCCAUUGAUUCUAAUACCUAAUUUAUUAUGAUCAUGAAUUAAUGAUGAUGAUGAUACAUAUGGGCCUUUAAUUUCCUUCUUGUUUUCUAGUUUUUGGGUGCUCUUUUUCAAGUGUAAUCAUCUAUUCACUAUUAUAAAGGUUGUAAAAUUAGGCAUGCACAAGUUAGAUGGCUUGAAAUUUAAGCUAUUUCUAUUAUUGUUUGUCACUGUUAUUGUGGAUUUUAUUAAAUAAUAAUAUUGUUGUUACAAUUUUACUUGUAAGCAAUUUACAAUUUAGUGUUUGGUUAUAAACUCUCUUAAA